Messenger RNA from Fusarium sp. VM40, 1383 nucleotides. The record is from the annotation of a GenBank genome assembly. Lineage: Eukaryota; Fungi; Ascomycota; Sordariomycetes; Hypocreales; Nectriaceae.
AUGUCUCGAUCUCACCUCCCUCCCCGCAAUGGCAUGAAAUCAUUCUGGAGAUAUAGUACUGGGCCUUUGGAUGACCAUCGCUCUACAGAGGAACUCCCAGCACAAAGUGACAUUGUCAUUAUUGGUGCUGGGUAUUCCGGUGCAGCACUUACGACACAUAUAUUGUCUGAGUGUACUGGGAAAAGCCCCUCAAUUCUGGUACUUGAAGCAAGACAAUUAUGCUCUGGUGCGACUGGAAGAAACGGAGGCCAUCUCAAGCCUGAUUCUUACAAUGCAAUUUCAAGGCUGGCAAAAGAAUACGGUGUGGAAGCUGCUGCCGAGGUUGCCAAUUUCGAAACGGCCAACGUCGAGGCUGUUGCCGAGUUUGUUCGCCAGAAUGAUAUAGAUUGUGAUUUUAUCAUGACGAGAGCAGUGGAUGUUCAGUUCCAAACCGAACACCAUGCGAAACUUGUCGAAGGCUACCGAUCAUUACUUGACCACGGCGUGGAAGCAACGAAGCAGACGUAUGCCGUUCCUUCGAGGAUUGCUGAAAAUGUUUCAGGCGUCAAGGGAGCGAAGGGCUGCUUUUCUUACACUGCAGGCCAUCUCUGGCCUUACAAGCUGAUCCACCACAUCUUUACCAGCGCUAUAGCCAAUGGAGUGAAUAUCCAAACGAAUACGCCCGUGACAACUAUCUCAUCGACCCAAGAUUCAAACGGCUAUUGGACACUUACAACGGAACGAGGCCUCGUCAAGACCAAGAAGAUCAUCAUGGCGACCAAUGCGUAUACAGCAGCUCUUUUACCUGAGUAUGAGAACAAGAUUGUUCCGUAUAGAGCUAUCUGCAGUCGUAUUGUCGUUCCAAAGACAAAAAGGGCACCUCUUUUAACGAAUACAUAUGCUUUGCGCUUCAAUGAAUGGGAUUUCGAUUAUCUCAUUCCCCGACCCGACGGCAGCAUCAUCGUAGGUGGUGCUCGCCAGGCAUAUAUCCAGCAUGUGGAAGAUUGGUAUGGAAGUGUCAAUGACACAGAGAUAAUUGAGCGUGCCAAGCACUAUUUUGACGGCUAUAUGCAGAGGCACUUUCACGGUUGGGAAGCCAGUGGAGCUCAUGUCGACGAUAUCUGGACAGGAGUUAUGGGGUACUCUUCUGACCGUAUUCCCCGUAUCGGUGCCAUCCCAGACCGUCCCGGAAUGUACAUCAUGGGGGGCUUUACUGGGCACGGUAUGCCACAGGUAUUUCUUUGCGCAAAGGGCUUGGCAAACAUGGUUCUUCAACAGACUGACUUCCAGUCCACUGGUAUCCCAAGGCUGUUUGAAGAGUCGAGGCCAAGGUUAAGUGAUGAGAGAAAUAGAAUUCUGGAAAUGUACGAAAUACCGCUGCAAGCCUUUUCAUCCCGGCUAUGA